CCGCUUCGCUUCCCCCGUCCAACACAAACAAUGGAACACAUUUUCAUAAAAGAAUUGCCAUUUUUAGAUCAAUGCAGCAGCGCCACUCCCCGCCGAUCUCCCACCUGCUCUCCUUCCCUCUUUAAUUUCUCCAGAUCUGCAGAUUUUUAAUCCCUCAUUGUUUUUGUUAUUUCUUUUCUUUCGCCCUUCUGAUGUCGUCGUCGUUGAUUUUUCUAAUAUUUAAUUUAUAAUUUUUUUUAAUCCUCUCCUUCUCGUCUCGAGUCUACAAAAUGGAAGAGGAUCGGCACGAGCCCUCUGGUUCGUCCCCACAGGACAAUCGCGGAGGAGUCGGCGGCGGCUGCAGCGUGCAAAACCAUCUCGCUUCCUCUGGCGGCAGCCUCUCCAGCUCCCUCGCCGAGGACGAACUAUUUGAGCCCGUCUCCCUCCGGGAUCUGGACCUCGUCGCCGCCCCGUCACCCCGUUCUGAUCCUGCCCUCGUCUCCACCCGCCCCCCCGGCUCCGACGAUUUCAACCGCUCCUACGCCCCCUUGUCUCCCCCCGCCGACGCAUCUGUCUCACCUCCAGUCGAAAUGGCGGGGGAUCUGCCGCGCAGCCCCUCGGAUGAGGGGUCCACUGGUAACUUCGACUCGUACUUGUCCCCCGUAGCGUCACCGCCGAAGCCGAGGGCGAAGCCAGCCACGUCUGAUGUUCCGCCGGAUAUCGUUCACUUGGUUGACUCGGCCAUAAUGGGGAGGGCGGAGGGCUUGGAGAAGCUCAAGUCAGUGGUAUCCGUGGGUAGCGGUGAUGAUGUCAUCGGCGUUUCUAGAUCCAUUGUGGAUGCCCUUCUCACUACGAUGGGAGGCGUUGAAGGUCUGGAUGAGAUUGAUGGCAGCAGGGAUGCUGUUUGGAAUCCUCCCACCGUGAUGUUGAGUUCGAGGGCUGCGGUGGUAGCUACAGAGAUAAUCCCCUGGUUACCCUGCGAAUGGGAUUCUCUAACUUACAUGUCGCCAAGGACUAGAAUGGCUAAAGGCCUGCUAUUGAUCUUACGAGCUUGCACCAGAAACCGGACAAUGUGUUCAGCUGCUGGUUUGUUGCGUGCUCUUCUCCAAUCAGCAGAAAAAAUAAACUCCGUUGAUCACAAUUCCUGGGAUGGAAAGUGGUUGUUCCAGUGCAUUCAGGUUUUAGCAGGGCAUUCUCUGAGUACAAUUGAUCUCCACAGAUGGCUUGGUCUCAUCAAGAAGUCUGUGUCAACUGACUUGGCUGUGCCUUUGUUGCUAGCACUGGAGAAGGCCAUGGGAAGCAGGGAGGCAAUGGGUCCUGCUUACACUUUUGAAUUUGAUGGCGAGAGCUCUGGCUUGCUAGGCCCUGGUGACAGCCGAUGGCCUUUCUACAAUGGAUAUGGAUUUGCAACAUGGAUUUACAUUGAAUCAUUCUCUGACACCCUUAACACAGCAACUGCUGCUGCCGCUAUUGCUGCAGCCGCAGCCGCAAAGUCAGGUAAGUCAUCUGCCAUGUCAGCAGCUGCUGCAGCCAGUGUACUUGCUGGAGAAGGGACAGCUCAUAUGCCUAGGCUCUUUAGUUUUUUGUCUUCUGACAACCAAGGAGUGGAGGCAUACUUCCAUGGGCAGUUCUUGGUGGUGGAGUGUGGCAGCGGGAAGGGAAGGAAGGCUUCUCUGCACUUCACUCAUGCUUUCAAGCCUCAAUGUUGGUACUUUGUUGGAUUGGAACAUAGUUACAAGCAAAGUUUGUUAGGAAAGGCUGAAAGUGAGUUGAGACUGUAUGUGGAUGGCAACCUAUAUGAGAGCCGCCCUUUCGAAUUUCCACGCAUCUCGAAGCCCUUAGCAUUUUGCUGCAUUGGGACAAACCCUCCUCCAACAAUGGCUGGCCUACAGAGGCGCAGGCGCCAGUGUCCACUGUUUGCAGAGAUGGGUCCUGUCUACAUAUUUAAGGAGCCAAUUGGUCCAGAAAAAAUGUGUCGAUUGGCUUCUAGGGGAGGAGAUGCACUUCCUUGUUUUGGUAAUGCUGCUGGAUUACUCUGGAUGGGAAUGAAUGACCAUGCGAGGAGUAUGGCAAAAGAGUGCUUUGCAUUGGAUGCUGAUAUUUCAGGAAGUUUGCAUCUUUUAUAUCAUCCUAAAUUGCUAAAUGGCCGUUAUUGUCAAGAUGCUUCACCAUCAGGUUCAGCAGGUAUUCACCGUCGACCUGCUGAGGUCCUUGGGCAGGUUUAUGUUGCUUCUCGUCUGCGUCCAGCUGAAGCUUUAUGGGCCUUAGCCUAUGGUGGUCCAAUGAGUUUGCUUCCAAUGACAGUAAGCAAUGUGGAGAAGGAAGGCCAGGAACCUAUUCUGGGUGAUUUUGCUUUGUCACUUGUAACUACUUCCCUCUCUGCCCAUAUUUUCAGAAUUAUCUCAAUUGCCAUCCAACAUCCUGGAAAUAAUGAAGAGUUAUGUCGCACCCGAGCACCUGAACUUUUGUCAAGAAUCUUGCUUCAUCUUUUACAGUCUCUUUCUAAAAUGGAACUUGGGAAGCAACAUGUAUCUAGUGCUGAGGAACUUGUUACUGCUAUUGUGUCACUAUGUCACUGUCAAAGAUAUGACCAAAAACUUAAAGUUCAUCUUUUUAGAACUUUGCUGCUGGAUUUGAAGCUGUGGAGUCGGUGCAAUUAUGGUUUGCAAAAAAAGCUUCUUUCUUCGCUUUCAGAUAUGGUAUUCACAGAAGCAUCUGUCAUGAGGGAAGCAAAUGCUCUGCAAAUGCUUCUUGAUGGCUGUAGAAGUUGCUAUUGGGUUGUUAAGGAGAAAGAUUCAGUUGAUACUUUUUCUCCUAAUGGAACAUCAAGACCUAUUGGUGAAAUGAAUGCUCUCAUAGAUGAACUGUUAGUGGUUAUUGAACUUUUAGUAGGUGCUGCACCACCUUCAUUGGCAGGUGAUGACGUUCGAUGUUUGAUUGGUUUCAUGAUUGACUGUCCACAACCGAAUCAGGUUGCUAGGGUUUUGCACUUAUUCUAUAGAUUGGUUGUGCAGCCAAAUACAUCUCGAGCUAGCACAUUUGCACAAGCUUUCAUAUCUUGUGGUGGAAUAGAAACACUACUUGUUCUUCUACAACAAGAAGUAAAAAUUGGGAACUGUUAUAUAUUUUCUAGUUCUGAUGAAAGUGAUAAAGCUGCUAUUGUAUUACAAAAAGAUUCAGUCCUGGAAACUAGUCUGGAUGUACGAACAGAAUUGUCUGGAGAAAAGGAAUCCUAUGCCAACAACACUAGUUCUAAAUCCUUUGACACCGGUCAACGGUCUUAUGAGGUUUUAAUGGAUGGAAAUGUGGAAAGAAUGGCUUUGGCUCCUGAGAAUCAGCUUCUAAAGAAUCUGGGUGGCAUCAGUUUGUCAAUAAGUGCUGAGAGUGCUAGAAAUAAUGUCUACAAUGUUGAUGAUAGUGAUGGAGUUGUUGUUGGAAUCAUCAGUCUCUUGGGUGCUCUCAUCACCAAUGGUCAUCUGAAAAUUGUCCCAAAUAAUUUGACAACACAAUCUAGUAAUAUUCUGGGUAUUGCAGGUACUGAAGGGGGCACAAUGUUUGAUGACAAAGUAAGCUUGAUCCCUUUCGCAUUACAGAAAGCAUUUCAAGCUGCUUCAUGUAGGCUUAUGACCAAGAAUGUAUAUACAACGUUAUUGGGUGCAGCGAUAAAUGUUUCAACUGCUGAUGAUGGGCUUAAUUUAUAUGACUAUGGUCAUCACUUUGAGCAUAUGCAACUUUUGUUGAUCCUUCUUAGAUCACUUCCAUAUGCAUCCAGAGCAUUCCAGGUUCGAGCGAUUCAGGAUCUGCUGUUUCUGGCUUGCAGUAAUUCAGAAAAUAGAAGUAGUAUGACAAGCAUGCCUGAAUGGCCUGAGUGGUUAUUGGAAGUUCUAAUAUCAAAUUUUGAGAUGGGUUUGAAUAAAGACUCAGAUGGUGUCAGCAUUGUUGAGAUAGAAGACCUCAUUCAUAACUUCCUAAUAAUCAUGUUGGAGCACUCAAUGCGCAGAAAGGACGGGUGGAAGGAUGUGGAAUCUACUAUUCAUUGUGCAGAGUGGUUGUCCAUUGUUGGGGGAUCUAGCACAGGGGAACAACGAGUCAGGCGAGAAGAGUCGCUUCCUGUUUUUAAAAGAAGGCUACUAGGCGGCUUACUAGAUUUUUCUGCUAGGGAGCUACAAGUUCAGACUGAAAUUAUUGCAGCAGCUGCUGCUGGUGUUGCUGCUGAGGGUUUGUCGCCAUCAACGGCAAAAUUACAAGCUGAAAACGCAGCACAUCUUUCAGUUGCGUUAGCUGAAAAUGCAAUUGUCAUUUUGAUGCUAGUAGAAGAUCAUUUACGCCUACAAGGACUGCUAUUUGUUUCAUCUCGUGCAACAGACAGUAAUGCAUCACCUGCCUCAUUGACAUUAUCUACAAUUAAUCGCUCAAAUUCUUUAGGUAUAAUUAUUAAUGAACCAAUGGAUAGUAUCUCCAAGAGAUCCUCAUUGUCAUCUGAUGCUGGAGGUCUUCCGCUUGAUGUUCUUGCUUCUAUGGCUGAUGCGAAUGGGCAAAUUUCAGCAGUAGUUAUGGAGCGUCUUACUGCAGCAGCUGCAGCUGAACCGUAUGAAUCUGUUCGAUGUGCAUUUGUAUCAUAUGGAAGUUGUGUUGUUGAUCUACUGGAAGGUUGGAAGUACAGGAGUAGGCUGUGGUAUGGUGUUGGCCUUCCCUCAAAAGCAUCUAUGUUUGGUGGGGGAGGAAGUGGUUGGGAAACUUGGAACACUGCUCUCGAAAAGGGUACAAAUGGAACCUGGAUUGAACUCCCACUUGUGAAGAAAUCCAUUGCCAUGCUUCAAGCGCUCUUGUUGGAUGAAUCUGGAAUUGGUGGUGGUCUUGGUAUUGGUGGUGGUUCUGGAACUGGAAUGGGAGGAAUGACAGCACUUUACCAGUUGUUGGACAGUGAUCAGCCAUUUUUGUGCAUGCUCCGGAUGGUGCUUGCAGCUAUGAGGGAGGAGGAUAAUGGUGAGGAUGAUGUACUUACGAGGAACAUAAAUGACAUGAAUAUCACAUCAGAAGGUUCAAAUUAUCAAAGUGGGAACCUCAUGCCAUUUGAGAGUGGCAAUCUUUCAAAAGCAAGAAAGCCCCACUCAGCACUUCUUUGGAGUGUACUCUCACCAAUUUUAAACAUGCCAAUAUCUGAAUCUAAGAGACAGAGGGUUUUGGUUUCAUCUUGCAUUCUUUUCUCUGAGGUCUGGCAUGCUAUUGGAAGGGACAGAAAACCACUUCGAAAACAAUAUGUGGAGGCCAUUGUGCCUCCUUUUGUAGCCAUCCUAAGACGUUGGCGACCACUUUUGGCUGGUAUUCAUGAAUUCACUUCUUCAGAUGGUCAAAACCCUCUUAUUGUUGAUGAUCGAGCUUUGUCUGCUGAUUUACUACCUCUUGAGGCUGCUAUUUCAAUGAUAACACCUGGUUGGGCUGCUGCUUUUGCAUCACCUCCUGCUGCAAUGGGACUAGCAAUGGUUGCUGCUGGUGCUUCUGGAGGAGAAGUUGUACUGCCUGUAAAAAAUGUCCCACUUAAACGUGAUACUUCCUUGUUUGAGCGCAAAACAGCUAGACUUCAAACUUUUUCAAGCUUUCAAAAGCCUCCUGAUCCAACAAACAAGUCUGUUCCUGCAGCAAAGGACAAAGCAGCAGCAAAAGCUGCUGCUUUGGCUGCUGCACGUGAUCUUGAACGGAAUGCAAAGAUAGGUUCUGGAAGAGGACUUUGUGCUGUGGCAAUGGCAACCUCAGCACAGAGGAGAAGUGCAAGUGAUGCUGAGCGUGCGAAGAGAUGGAAUGUUUCUGAAGCUAUGGGUGCUGCUUGGAAUGAAUGCCUUCAGUCAGUUGAUUCAAAAAUAGUCUCUGGGAGGGACUUCUCUGCUCUCUCCUAUAAAUAUGUGGCAAUUCUUGUAGGUAGUUUUGCUUUAGCAAGGAACAUACGAAGGGGUGAGAUGGAUAGGCGACUACAAGUUGAUAUAUUAGACAAGCAUCAGCUGUCAAUUGGAAAUCAUGCUUGGAGAAAACUUCUUCAUCGCCUUGUAGAGAUGGGUAGAUUCUAUGGACCUUUUGGAGACAUCCUAUACAAUUCUGACCAUGUUUUUUGGAAGUUAGACUCUACAGAGAGUUCUUCUCGGAUGAGACGAUAUUUGAAAAGGAACUAUAAGGGUUCUGAUCAUCUUGGUGCAGCAGCUGAUUAUGAAGAUAGGUUACACCAUAGACAAAGUGAAGAAUCAGAUGUGCAUAAGGAAAGUGAUCAAGAUGCUUCAGUGAAAGAAAGCUUUCCUUCCACUGCUUCAGCGCUAAUAGCGGAGGCAAUAUCAUUAGAAGAAAGAGCAGAAGAUGAUGAACAGACAGAUAAUGCAAUUAGUGAAACCAACAGCAACAGUCAACAGAAGCAAUCUUUGGUUGCUGAUAAAGGGUCAACAGAUCAAAGAAACUCUGGGGCUUCUAACGAUCAUAGUUUGGUUCAGUCUACAUUUGUGGAUUCACCUGGUUAUGUACCCAGUGAUUCUGAUGAACGAAUAAUUACAGAACUUUCAUCGCUUAUGGUACGGCCACUGAAAGUUUUACGAGGAAACUUCCAGGUCACAACAAAGCGAAUUAAUUUCAUCAUAGAUGAGAGAGCUAGUGAGAAUUCCUUUGAAGAUGCAGCAAUUUCUCCAAAUCAAUCUGAUAAGAAAGAGAAGGACCGAAGUUGGUUGCUCUCAUCAAUUCAUCAAAUGUUUAGCAGAAGAUAUCUUCUUAGAAGGAGUGCUUUAGAACUGUUCAUGGUUGACCGUUCAAACUUCUUCUUUGACUUUAUUGUAAAUCUCUCUCUCUCUCUCUCUCUCUCUCUCUCUCGUAUAUCUAUUUACAUAAAUCUUGCAACUUGGUUCAUGCUUUAUAUUUCCUUGGCCUUGUUUUGUUUUGACUUGUUACAGAAUAUUGAAAGCCGUAAAAGUGCUUACCGUGCAAUUGUUCAAGCUCGUCCUCCACAUUUGAACAAUAUUUAUCUUGCUACACAAAAGCCUGAACAAAUUCUUAAAAGAACUCAACUUAUGGAGCGUUGGGCACGAUGGGAGAUCAGCAAUUUUGAAUAUCUAAUGGAGCUGAAUACACUGGCUGGCCGGAGUUACAAUGACAUAACACAGUAUCCUGUUUUCCCCUGGAUUCUAGCUGAUUAUUCCUCAAAAAAGCUGGACCUUCAAGAUCCAGCAACAUACAGGGAUCUGUCAAAGCCCAUUGGUGCACUUAAUCCUGAAAGACUAAGAAAGUUCCAAGAGAGGUAUUCCAGCUUUGAAGAUCCUGUCAUCCCCAAAUUCCAUUAUGGUUCACAUUAUUCUAGUGCUGGAACGGUCAUGUAUUACCUUUUUAGGGUGGAGCCAUUUACCACUCUCUCCAUUCAACUUCAAGGUGGCAAAUUUGACCACGCUGAUCGAAUGUUUUCUGACAUUGGUAGUACAUGGGAUGGUGUCCUUGAAGAUAUGAGUGAUGUGAAAGAGUUGGUUCCAGAGAUGUUUUACCUACCUGAGGUACUGAUCAAUGUAAAUUCCAUUGAUUUUGGUACAACUCAGCUUGGAGGAAAACUAGACGCAGUUAAAUUACCUCCAUGGGCUGAUAACCCUGUUGAUUUCAUCCAUAAACAUCGCAUAGCUCUGGAAAGCGAGCAUGUCUCGUCUCACUUGCACAACUGGAUAGAUCUUAUAUUUGGAUACAAGCAGCGUGGUAAAGAAGCUAUAGAAGCAAAUAAUGUUUUCUUCUAUAUUACUUAUGAAGGGACCGUUAAUGUUGACAAAAUUGAAGAUCCAGUACAAAGACGUGCUACACAAGACCAGAUUGCAUAUUUUGGACAAACUCCUUCCCAGCUACUGACCAUUCCACACCCAAGGAAAAGACCACUGGUUGAUGUUUUACACCUGCAGACCAUUUAUCGGAAUCCAGCUGGGAUUAAGCCUUACACAGUUCCAAAUCCAGAUCGCUGCAACUUGCCAGCUGGUGCCAUUUUUGCAACUCAUGAUUCUAUUGUUGUUGUGGAUAUGAAUGCUCCUUCAGCACAUGUGGCACUCCACAAAUGGCAGCCAAAUACCCCAGACGGCCAAGGAACACCUUUCCUGUUUCAACACAGUAAAUUUGGUGCUAAUUUAACCAGUGGUGGUUCACUCAUGCGCAUGUUCAAAGGACAAGGUGGAUACAGUUCAGAUGACUGGCAAUAUCCUCAGGCAUUAGCUUUUCCUGCAUCUGGAAUCCGAAGUUCAGAAAUUGUUGCGGUGACAUGUGACAAAGAGAUAUUCACUGGUGGGCAUGCUGACAACUCCAUCAAGUUGAUCUCUUCUGAUGGAGCAAAAACCAUUGAAACCGCUACUGGACAUUGUGCACCUGUGACUUGUCUUACUCUAUCCAAAGACAGCAAUUAUCUUGUCACAGGAUCUCGUGACACAACUGUUAUUGUUUGGAGAAUUCACCGUGUUUCCCCAUCAAAUGUGAAGAAUGCCUCAGAAUCUACCUCAGCACCAGUGAGUUCUACAAGUGGUAGUGAUCCGCAUAGUACCACUGAUACCAAUAGAAGAAAGCGGAUCGAAGGCAUCAUGCAUGUACUAAGGGGCCAUCUCGGAGAAAUAAUCUCAUGUUCUGUUUGUUCUGACCUAGGUGUUGUUGCUUCCUGCUCAAAUGCUUCUGGUGUUAUCCUACACUCAUUGAGGAGAGGGCAUUUGAUAAAGAACUUAUAUAUUCAGGCACAUAUUGUUUGCCUCUCAUCUCUAGGAGUAUUGCUAAUUUGGAACAAAUUCAACAAAAGGCUCUCCACCUUUACAGUCAAUGGGAUUCCAAUUGCUACGGCUCUCGUAUCACCCUUCUCUGGGAGUAUUAGUUGCAUUCACAUUUCUGCGGAUGGGGAGAAUGCUUUAAUUGGGACAGCAUCAAGCACUGAUCAGAUAAAUAAAGACAUUAUUCCUGAAAAUAGUAGCAUGGAGCCAGAUAGGAGCGACGAAAUUGCUACAUCCAGAGAGAGUAUAACAAUUCCCGUGCCUUCGAUUGCUUUCUUGAAUUUACAUACCCUGAAGGUUUUCCAUUCGUUAGUUAUGGAAAGAAAUCAAGACAUUUCUUGCAUAGGUCUAGACAAGGACAGUACUAAUCUUUUAGUAUCAACAGCGGAUAAACAACUUAUAAUUUUCACAGACCCUGCUCUGAGUUUGAAGGUAGUGGAUCAUAUGCUUCGUCUUGGCUGGGAAGGCGACGGCCUACUCAAAUCAUGAAUACUUUUAUUCAUGUGUUUUUUGAGCUCUGGUUGCUUUCAAUCAGACAUCAACCAAGUGAUAGGAUACACAUCGUGCAAAUAGUAGGAUAGCAGCAUAGUUAAACGUGUGCAUCAGAGUAUACAAGACUGCCUCAUUUUCUCUAUUCUGUAUAUGAUCUUAUAAUUUGUAUUUGAAAUCAAUUUUCACUCGCCUCCUUUUCCGUCUUAGAGUAUAACAUUCUGUGUUCUUUGUGCGGCCAAUUUAUAAAGGUAACGAAUGCUGCUAUCAUGUUUUACUUUUAGUUGCUGCCUGUCAAGUCAUUUUGUAUAUUUUUUUUAAAAUAGUGGACCAAUUCUGGCCUUUUCUAUUC
Messenger RNA from Zingiber officinale, 9564 nucleotides. RefSeq names its product BEACH domain-containing protein C2. The transcript has 30 exons. The record is from RefSeq and is a predicted model, not a curated record. Gene Ontology annotation, molecular function: protein binding. The coding region runs from base 270 to 9212 and encodes 2980 amino acids. Lineage: Eukaryota; Viridiplantae; Streptophyta; Magnoliopsida; Zingiberales; Zingiberaceae.